AUGUCUUCUCAAGACCCCGUCAAUCUCUUGAAUAGUAUCCUACUCCAACGUAAUUCCUCACAUCUUUUAUCAUGGGACUAUCGAACUGAAGGACCCCCGGGGCCUCAUUCUGUUCACAUUGCCAUCGCGAAAGUCGGCGGCGUGGCUGUUGGAUACGGCUCUGGGGCGACACGCUUAGAAGCGAAGCGGAUCGCUGCGACAGAGGCGAUCAGGAGCCUCCAGGCCUCAGGAUGA
Peniophora sp. CBMAI 1063 is the source of this 234-nucleotide messenger RNA. The record is from the annotation of a GenBank genome assembly. NCBI's taxonomy places the organism in Eukaryota, Fungi, Basidiomycota, Agaricomycetes, Russulales, Peniophoraceae.